This is a messenger RNA of Drosophila ananassae, 2033 nucleotides long. RefSeq names its product neurofilament medium polypeptide. The record is from RefSeq and is a predicted model, not a curated record. The transcript is spliced from 6 exons. Bases 178 to 1857 code for a protein of 559 amino acids. Lineage: Eukaryota; Metazoa; Arthropoda; Insecta; Diptera; Drosophilidae.
GUGUUAUUAACAGAGGAAUAAUACCACUUGGCAACUCUACCAUUUUUAUAAACAAAUUUUCACGGCACAGGAGAAAUCCCUAAUAAAUUAACUAAAAGAAAAUAAAGCCGUUGAAAUUAUUUCACCUAGCCUGGACCCUUAGGAUCAUUUAAGCCUGUGCUAGAUUUGUGAAAUAAAAUGAGUAGCGGAAAGGCCAAAAAACACGGCAAAGCCGACCAAAUACCCAAGCCCAUUAGCAUAAAAAAGGAAAAAGUGGAGGAGGACCGACAACUACAUCCAAUUUCUCACUAUAUAGACGACCGACUGGAGCUGGUGAAGCAAAUUUUUGGUACUCUAAAACCGAAAACCAUUCUCAACCUGGCACCCGAGUUCUUAAAGAAAACACCCCUGGAUGAAAUCGAGGAACUGUGCCUGGAGGAGCUGCUCUGCUUGUCCACAAAGCGGCUGAAAUCCAUCAUCGAAAAUACGCGUUGUCCUACAGAUACAGAGAGCUCAGAGGAUUCUGAUGUCGAACACAAGGAGGAACACAUUUCUCUGGAGGAGAUCUCUUCAGAUAGCGACAUUGGAGGGCAGGAAUCACGGCGAGCCAAGAAGAAGCUCAAGUCGAAAAAGGCGAAUAAUGGGAAUGAAAACAAGGCUGAUGGCCAGAUGAGUGUUCUGGAACUACUGGAGCUCCAGGCACGUGCCCGGGCCAUUCGCUCCCAACUGGCUAUGGAGCCCAUAACCAAAAUCGAGGUCAAGUCGGAUGAUGAUGACGAAAGUCCUGAGAAACCAGUGCAGCGUAGGGAGAAAGAGAAACGCAGCAAGAAGAACACUGAAACAGGAAAACGUAAAUCCCAGGAACAACCUCAGGCUAAGGAAUCCAAAAAAGAUGAGGAAGUGGUAGAAGAGGCGCCGCGUAAAAAGAUCAAAAUAAAGCGAAACUAUCGACAAGCCACCGUGUCACCCGAAAAAGAGGCUGCCAAAUCCAGUCCACCAACAGUUUCUGCUCCUCCGGAGGAAUCCACCAAGAAAAAAUCACGUUCCAAGUCGCGUUCUGCCUCGCUGGAUGUCAUUCCCAUACAAACCGAAACAGAAACACUUCUGAUUAGCGACAGCACCGACGACGAGGGUACGAAAAAGGAUCAGCCCAAGGAAGCUGAGGCUCCAGUGUCAGUUCAACCGCAAGUUCCAGAAGUGGAAAGUGAACCGGAAGAAGGGGAAGUUCGUGAUGAGCCGGAAGAGAUAGCUAAGCCUGAAGAAACCCCUAAGCCCGAUGAACGUACCCAGAGUAAAGAACCAGAAAAGUCGGAGGACUCUCAGAAAACUGAGAAAUCAGAAGAAUCAACAAAAGCAGAAGUCAAACCUGCAGAAGAGAAAGAAGCCCCACCGGACAAUUCUGAGCAAACAGCUCUUGAUGAUGAAGAUCAAAACGACGAUGUCAUUUCAAUAGGCGGUGACCUGGAAAUGAUUGAAGAAAUGACAAAGGACGAAGAACCUCCCACUUUGUCGAACAUCAAAAGCGAAAAGUCUGAAAAACAAGAGCCUGAAGAACAGGACAACGAUGUGAUCUCACUGGACACUAGCGAAGAUGAGCGCGAAAAGCUGCAGCCCAACGACUCUGAGUCCUGGCGUACACGCUACCUGAAGAGCUCCAAGGUCAGCCAAGUCCUGGCAGCCUCGAGGUUGGGGAAACGCGUGCGCGACAAAAUAAAGAAAUCGAAGCGCAGCAAAGCCACCGACUGCGAUGAUCAGGAGAAGUCUUCCAAACAGCAAGAGGUGUUCACCUCCAAACACGAAGAUGGCUCCAUAGAGCAAUACCAGGAGCUGCUGCAGCACCGGCAGCGCAAGUCUUCCAACAGCAAGGCCGACAAGUAGAAAGCGUACCCGAAUUUUUAUUGAAAAGUUGGCCAUUAUCGCAAAGCUUUGUUUUAUAUGGCAUAUAAAAAAAGUGAAAUAAAAUACCACUGGUGGCUCUCUGUCCCCGGGGGGGCAGUGGUAGCGGGAAACGUACAAAAUUUUAAUAUAUCGUGCUAAGCGCAUAUUUGAUUUCU